This is a messenger RNA of Letharia columbiana, 1767 nucleotides long. RefSeq lists its product as uncharacterized. The record is from RefSeq and is a predicted model, not a curated record. The coding region runs from base 1 to 1767 and encodes 588 amino acids. The transcript has a single exon. Lineage: Eukaryota; Fungi; Ascomycota; Lecanoromycetes; Lecanorales; Parmeliaceae.
AUGAAAUUUCAAUGGCUACUUUCAAUCUUUAGCCUGCUUGGGCUGCCGGCUGCGCGAGGGUGGCCUGUUAUUCCGGUAUCUUCAACAGGUCCAAAUCCAUCGACCGUAGUACUGGGCGCGUCGACGAUAUCAGCGGCGGCGUCUUUGACAUGGACUGAGAACGUAUCGACCAAUUCCACAUUGCAUAAAUUUUUCUCCUUCAAUGGCUCCACGAAGGCAACCAACGUCAAUGGGCCGGUCACCGUACUCAAGACAAUUGAACUCAUACCCCGGCCAUUACUCAGUGAUUCAUCUGCGGGAGCUAGAGAACCUGCGAAAAAUCUAACCCGCGAUGGUUCACCUUUAGCUACCAUUGCCCAGCAAGCAACAGUGCCCACAGUUUCGCCGCCAGCCAAGCCAAGAAGCUCUUCCGAGCCUAGCAUUUCAUCGAGUCCCCAGGGAGCGGGUCUGCAACUAGUUGGUCAAUCGGUCAAGCGCUCCAUGCUCCAACCAAUAAUCGUGGGAGGGAUCACCUAUGCCCCAGUCCAUGCGCAUCACACGCGCAGCAGUGCUGGCAUUUGGCAAGGAAAAUCCCGGGCCAGCCUGGCAAACUCUGAGACUGUAGAAUGGCAUGGGUAUUAUGCAAAACAUGACUCGGAGCCGAAUGGGCUUGACCACGAAAAUCUGAAGUCCGUGCAAGGGCAAGGAGGCUUACCGCCUGUUGUCGUAGGAGGCCUGACGUACAGACCAGUAGGCGAAGAACUUGAAUCCGGACGGCAGACUCCAGCACCCGUGAAUGUUGCAGGGUCGGCAACAGAGACAGCAAAGCCAGCGGCCAACCCUUUAGUAGAGGGUGGAACGAUGUCCCGCCUAGAGCAGUCGGAACCAACGGCAGCAAAAUCUCCGUAUCCUGCGAGUCCCGGUGGCUCGAGCCGUGUAUCGAUGCAGUCUCAAAUCCCUCCCUCGCCACCAGGAAGCUCGAUUCUCGUACUGGGCUCGCAAACUUUGACAGCCGUCCCAGGAAGUAGCGGCUUCAUUCUCGGUAGCGGCUCCCUGCUUCCUGGCUCUCCCGCAAUCACCGUCGACGGCACUGCAGAUUCCCUCGAUCCGUCUGCAACUCUUAACGUGGGGAACUCCACCGUCAUCCUCGCCGCCUCCGGCGCUCUUACCAUAGCAAACGAGACCUUCGUACCCCUUGGCAGCACAGCGAUUUCCGUAAAAGGCACCACCCUUUCCAUAUCAGGGCCCGCCAUGACGAACCAGGGCACCCUUCUCUCUCUCGCCCCCAGCGGGCUCGUCGUCGACGCAUCCACAUUCCCCUUCGCAACCCCCACUCCAACCGCAGCAGUGACAACCACCAACCAGGCUUCCGCCCCACCACCCCCCUUCGCGAUCUCCGGCCACUCAAUAAUACCAGCAUCUCCAUCAACCUUCACCAUAGCCGGCGAAACAUUCACCGCCUACCCCGGCGGCCUGGCCAUCGACGGCACCGAAGUGUUCCAAGGCAGCACCGCCAUCACCGUCUCCGGCACGGCCAUAUCGCUCGGCAGCUCCGACCUCGUGGUCGGGACGAGCACUGUACCGUUCGCGUCGGUCACCGGGUUGGGGCCGGCGCUUGCGUCGGGAUUGGACACUGUUGCGGGUGCGUCGGGGGGUGGGGUGGGGCCCGAUGCGACGAGCACGUCGGCGAAGGGGUCGCAUCGGUCAGCUGCUGGGCAGUUGAAGAUGAGGAAUCUUACGGCGAUGGUGUGGCUUGCGAUUGUAGCGCUGAUCACUUCGGUGGUGUGA